AUGAACGGAUUUAAUGUUCGCUCAGAAGCAGACGCAUUUAUCGAUCGUCACCGCUUUGACUUGCAGGAGCGUUCACGAUUGUUAAGAUGUGCAGACAAGGGUGACAGGACUUAUGAGUCGUCUUGUGUAGACGUCCCUAUGAAAGCUCUGUUUGCUGUAUUUGUGUCUGUUAUUGAAGUUUACAACAACAAUAUUUAUGAUUUGUUGCAAGACGUAUCGGAUCUCCCUGGAAGAAAUUUAACAACUCGAAUACUGCGUGAAGACUCUCGAAGAAAUGUGUAUGUUCAUGGAGGAGUAGAGGUAGAGGUUAAGUCAGCCGAAGAAGCUCUAGAUGUUUUUAGCACAGCUCAGAAACGCCGUCGGAUUGGACAGACGGCCCUUAACGUCGAAUCCAGUCGAAGUCAUUGUGUUUUCACCAUUCGGUUGGUUCGAACUGGUUAUGACGUGAAGUAUAAUGAGGCUGUUCAGGAUAAAGGGUCUAUCGUCAUCAGUCAGUUGUGCCUCGUUGACCUCGCUGGUUCAGAACGAAGUAGUCGUACUGGGACGCAAGGAGAUCGCUUGAAAGAAGCAUCUAAAAUUAACAAUUCCCUUAUGAAUCUUCGGAAAUGUAUCACAGCCUUACGUGAUAUGCAAACAAAUGGAGGUGAUGGACGUGUUGCAAUGCUUGUUUGCGUUCAUCAGGCACCAGAAGAGUAUGAAGAGACCAUGCAUGUGCUAAAGUUUGCUGAAACAAGCCAAGAGGUUACAACUUAUCGUACACAUGUCCAACCAAUUCCUUUCCGUACACCUUGUACACAGAGCCGGCCACGGAUGCGAAAUGGUUUUCGUAAUUCUGAUCACCGUUCAAGUACAACAGGAAGUUCUGUCGUAACUAUUGAUAUCGAUGAUGAAGCAACGCAAAUUUUCAAUGAAAUCGAACACUUGGAUGAUGAAAUCACCGCGUCUAUUGACAAAAUGACUAAAGACGUCAAUGGGUUGGAUUCAGAUCCCGAGAUAUCUGAUUAUAGUGACUCGGAACAAGAGAAUUGUGACCCGUCUACUUGUGAAAGUGAACAAGAUUCAGCACCUGAAUCAGAAAGAUUGCCAAGAUAUAUACGUGAAUUUUUGAAAGUGAUGGAUACAAGACCGUUACGAGCUUUAGUUAAGCGACGAUUAGAUCUUAAAAAGCGGGCAUGUGCUUCUACAGAAGCAUUACUUCUUCAACUGAAAUCUUACAUCCCUGAGUCUCCAUUGGUGAACGAGACACCUACUUAUGCAGAGGUUACUACCACUACAACUACUACACCGAACAAUCCCAAACCUGUCAAAAAUUUAGUUAGUACACUGUCAAAACAAUGGGAAUCCCGAUUAGCCCAACAGCAAGCUGAAGCUAGAUCAGCAGUGCGUCCUAACUUUAAAAGAAUUGAGGACCGAUACGGAGUAACUCCAUGUAAACCAGUUGAACGACGUGCUGCUCCUGCAUUCAACCCACGACAUCGUCGAUCUCGAUCAGUUGGUGCAGACAAUGGACGUUGGUUAGAACAUCAAGAAGUGAAUACUACUCCGUUAGGUACAGUGUUUACACCGAAUUUAAAACAUCGAAAAUCUGUAACUCGUGUUGAAUUGAAGGACACUCUGAAUGCGGAUAAUUAUCUUCUACAUCAUCAAGAGGCUGAUUCAGAUGGGAAUGUCGAAACUAAAUUAUUUAAGGGUGCUAUUAUUCCUACAGCUGGUGGUGGUUCAGCUGUUAUCUUUAAUGACGUCGAAGUUUUACGUCAAACUUCUCCUGUUCAUGAGAGGAAAAGUGAUCGGAUCAAUAGUCCUGAUGUUCACUUAAAACAACAGACCGAAACCAAACAAACUGGAGUCGUAACUCGUCAAUCAGGAACAAAACGACGUUAUUCUAAUUCACCACCACCAAAACGGCUUUCCAUGGAAUCGGUUUCAACACAAAGUUCAUGUAAUUCACAGAGUACAACAUCAUCUGCUUAUAGUGAGAUUAGUCCACCGGUGAAGAGAAUUCCAGAUGUUGUAUUGAAUGAUGAAACCAUUGAGGCGAGAUGUCGUAUAGGCAUUGACAGUAGAGGUGGAAUGGGUUAUCAACUAUCGCCUAGAGAAAAUCAUCAACAAAAGCGAUCCAAAAUAUAAAUUUAUGAGGGGAUGAAGAAGUGCAAAACAACAUCCACAACUAGACAACAACAUCGAUGUUCAUUGUAUAUUUACCAUUAACAAAUAAAAUGGUUGUUUUUUCUUGUAGAAGAAAUAACAUAAUAUUUUUUUGAAACAUUAUCCUUUUUUAAACAAAACACACAUUUUUUCUUACUUUUAUUCACUCUGUGUCAUCGUCGUGUUCAUUCUCGUCGCCUAAGCUUAUUUGUGUUUUUAAUAUUAUUACUAUAUUAUUAUUAUUAU
Messenger RNA from Trichobilharzia szidati, 2391 nucleotides. The record is from the annotation of a GenBank genome assembly. Lineage: Eukaryota; Metazoa; Platyhelminthes; Trematoda; Strigeidida; Schistosomatidae.